AUGUUCAUAGGUGAGCGUGAACGUGUGCAGAAGAAAACUUUCACAAAAUGGGUGAAUUCUCACUUGAUUCGCGUCGAUGCAAGAGUGAACGAACUGUAUCAAGAUUUAAAAGAUGGACGCAAACUAAUUAUACUUCUGGAAAUUCUUUCUGGCGAAAAGAUCGUAAGUAGAGCACUCACUUGCAAUUGUUUAAUGAGCUGUGUGCACAUAAAAUGAAACUUUUUGAGUUUUGUUCUUGAAGGGGAAACCAGCCAGAGGAAGAAUGAGAAUUCAUAUGAUGGAAAAUGUUGAAAAAGCUUUGCAAUUUCUCAAAGUGCAAAAGGUAUGGUACAGUACAGGGUGUCUCAAAAAAAACCAAAAUCAUUGAAAUAACGUAUUGUUCGAAUUUCAAUGCCGUGACACAAAGGAUUUUGACAGGGUGAUUAAUUUGUUUUAAAAAAUUAAAAUAUCUUUGUAAAGUGAACGUUUGUUUGCUCAUGGGAAUUUAAAAAUGCUUCGUAAAUUGUAAUAUGCGUAAUAUGCAUUCGUGGGUUUAGUACUUUAUGCCUGACAUAACAAGUUUACGCUGAGUAUUACCAUUCAUUAUAGCAGUUAUGUCAAUCUUUUAUGCACUCGUGGGAUUAACUUAGUGCUAGGGCAUUGAAUAUCGAACAAUACAUCAAUUUCAAUGAUUUUGUGUUUUUUUUGAGACACCCUGUACAUUGAUGUUUAGACAGCUGUGAUGUUAAGGAUUACCAGAAAAAUUCUGACCCCUAGGUGUAGAUGAGGCAUGUAUAAAGUUCCAUGCUUUCUAAUAAUAUAGGUUCACUUGGAAAAUAUUGGUGCUCAAGACAUCGUUGAUGGAAAUCCGAGGCUAACUCUCGGUCUUAUCUGGACAAUUAUUCUUCGGUUCCAGGUAUUCUACGUUCCUUUGCAAUUUUUCAAAGUUUUGUGAAGUUUUAUAUAAAUUUUGCAGGCUCAUGAGUUAUUGAUUUUGUUGAAAGUAAAUUAAUGCAUUUUCAACAAUGUUUCUUAUGAAUUCAUGAUUUUUUGUAGAUUCAAGAUAUUAUCAUCGAAAGUGACAGUAAAGAGAAAAGAUCUGCAAAAGAAUCUCUGUUAUUGUGGUGUCAAUCAAAGACCUCUGGGUAUAACUUAACUACAUUAGAACAACAUAUCUUGCACAUUGUGGCUAGACAAGUUAACUUUUUCUGGCAUUUACAGGUACAGAAAUGUGACAGUUACAAAUUUCACAACCAGCUGGUCAGACGGUCUGGCAUUCUGUGCAAUUAUUCACAAACACAGGUCAGUUGAAUUUUCAAUGCUUCAUUUUGUUGUCUUUGGUCUAGUGCUUUAAUGUUCUGUUUUUGUUUAAUUCCAGGCCAGAUAUCAUUCCUUAUGAAAACUUCACCAAGAGCACUGCCCCAGAGAACUUGCAAACUGCAUUUGAUGUUGCAGAGAGUGAUUUGGGGAUUGCGCCUUUGCUUGAUGCAUCUGGUGAGAUGACAUUAUCAUUAUUUUACCAUCACCAUCACUGCCAUAACCACCACCACCACUACUAACCACUGCCUUAAUUAUUACUACCACCAUCAUCAUUACCAGUACAUCAUUAGCAUCACAACCAUCAUUACUAUCACCAUGACUACCAUCAUCAUGACCACCAUCUUCUGAAUAUUACAGGGUCUGAAAUUUGCAGUAUCCCGAUAUCCACAGGAUACUAAAAUUUGGUUUUGGAUACCAAACUGUGAAUGACUUAUAUCCCAACUGGAUACUAAGAAAAUUUCAAACAUUAGGAAAAUGUUAAGCACCUCUGACAGUCUCCUGAUAGCUUUUGAAUACUAUGAGUUUGCCACCCAAGCCUUUCUUCAUAUAAUGUGCAUUUUUGUGGAUUAAUGAAUUGUCUAGUUGUUGACAACUUGACUGAACAUUGAAUCUCCUGUUGUUACUGUAAUUUGUAACAGCGAGAGUUAUUGGAUGGGACAGGGUAGAAUACUUAUGGUAACCAGUGUCCAGAAGUGGGAUACUGCAUUCUCAGGGGGGAUACUAAACUUUGAAUCCUGAUAUCCCAGUUGGAUACUGAGAAAAUAUUUAAAUUUCAGACCCUGAAUUAUUAUCUCAUUUUUUCCUUCAGAUGUGAACGUUGACUUUCCAGACGAAAAAUCAAUUAUGACCUAUGUUGCAUCCUAUUACCAAUAUUUUGCAAAAAUGAAGACUGUCGAAGUCAGUGGCUCUCGUAUCGGCAAGGUAUGGUAACUAUCAAAUCUUUUUUCAAACGAUACUGUAGUUUAUUUAAUUAGGAAGUUAAAUAUGUUCCUACUCAGUGAAAAGAGAAUACAGUAACUUUUUGACAGAAGUGCCUUUGAAAUCAUUGCUUUGUAUGCCUUUUCGUAGGUGGUAGAGAAAGUCUGUGAGAACAAUAAACUGAUCACUGAAUACGAUGUGAAUGCUGAUGAGUUGAUCAAAUGGAUCAAAGUUACUACCGUGACAUUACAGGAGAGAGAUUUUGCAAACACGCUAGUUGGCGUGCAACAGCAGAUGAUGGAGUUUAAUCAAUACAGAACACAAGAAAAGCCACCUAGGUAUGCAUAUCUAGAACAUUUGAUGACAUUUUCACCCUUAUACCUCUAUCCAGUAUAAAUAAAGUUUGUUUAGUUUAGGUUACCUCUUGUAGUAACACUGGAUCAAUAAGAGAUGAUCCUUACUGGACCUCUGGGGAGAACAGUUUAGAACUGAUAGAGCUAUCUAGUAUAAAUAAACUUAGUUUAGUAUCACUUCUGUUGAGAAUAGCAUAGGACUGAAAGAGAUAUUUAGUGUUUUCAAGGUACAUAGGUAUUAAUGUGUAUUUUAUUUUACUUCAAGAUUUACACAGAAAGGCAACUUGGAAGUUCAGAUGUUUAUUUUGACAAGUAAUCUGCGAGAAAAUCAUCAGAAAAUGUACAGUCCUCCUGAAGGCAAGAUGAUCUCAGAUAUCAACAAAGUAAGGACAGAUUUCAUUUAACAGGAAUUGCUUUGCAAAUUGAAGUAAAAAUUGUAUUGAGUAAGAUUACUAAGAUAGGUUUAUGCAAUUAAGCACUUUCGCACAGCAAUAAGAGGUGCUCCUGUAUGUCUCAACAUUUCUCAAGUUGAUGAUGAGCUGCUGUUCCCAAAAGAUAACCGAAACCCCUCGCUAUUGUGAUGAUAAUGAUAUCUCGCUUUUUGUUUGUCAGGGUUGGGAUGAGCUUGAGAGAGCUGAACACGAACGUGAAGUUGCGCUUAGAGAUGAAUUGAUUAGGUAAUGAGUUAUUGAUUGACGAUGGAUGAUCUAACUGUCUGACAGAUCAUUUGUCUUAGUGAAAACUAAGUGAACUACUAUAUUCAGACCAACCAGCUAGACUAACUACAUAGCACAAUAUAUGCUAGCAAUGGUUUUGUGAACAAAUUAAUAUGCCAGAUACUUACCUGAUUGUUCAUCUAAUGCCAUAUUUACAGUAUACAUUGAUCGUCUGUGAAGACAAACUUUGCACUCAAGAGCUAGACAAGGUGUACUGUAUGGUUUGUCCUUACAGAUGAUUUGCCUGUUUGUUGUGUUUACCUACAGACAAAUGAUCAGAUGAUCCAUCCCUAGUAAAAAUAGGGUCAAUAGUUUAUGGUUAGAAGCAAACAUAUCUAGUACAGGACUUACACAAACAACAAAAUUUCACGGAUUAGAGUAAAACAAUUUAGAACUUUGGUUGUCCAUAGACUCCAUACAAUGAUGUCCUCCACUUUAGAAACUGCCUCAGGUAUAUACUGUGGUAUAUAACCUUUAUUUUGCAUUAAAAUAGACAAGAAAGGCUUGAAAUGUUAGCUGCAAAGUUCGACAGAAAGGUAUGUAGAUCACAAUAUUUCUUUAUUAUUUGUAUGGCUGUUUGUUUAUUAUAAUUUUGUUAUUUUGUGCCUUCCCCAGGCUUCAAUGAGAACGCAGUGGUUAAAAGAAAACAAACGGCUUGUUUCACAAGAUAACUUUGGCAAUGAUUUAACUGCAGUUGAGGCGGCCAUGAAGAAACACGAAGCAAUCGAAUCUGAUAUUCAUGUAAGUGAAGUUUGUACAGUUUGUCUGUGGUUUAAAUCCAUGCAGGCAUAACAAUAUUGUACUUUGUUUGUGCAGGCAUACGAAGCUCGAAUCAACGCUUGUGUUGCUCUUUCCGAAGAGCUCGAUAAAGAAGAAUACCAUGAUGUACAAAGAAUACUUGUGAAGUAAGUUAAGACCUUAUUUCUUCUCUUGCCAUUUCUGCAAUGUCUGCCACCAUACUGAUACAUCUUCUGAGUUCUGAUCUUUUAUGUGAUUUUAAGGAAAGACGAGAUUUUGAAAUCGUGGCAGGAGCUGUUGGAGCUCGUUGCUGCACGUCGUGCAAGACUCGAGAAAGUAAUGAGAUUACAAAAGGUUUUCCAAGAAAUGAUUAAUGCCGUUGAUUGGAUGGACGAUAUUAAGGUAUUUUGUUUGUUUGUUUGUUUGUUUGUUUGUUUGUUUGUUUGUUUGUUUGUUUGUUUGUUUGUUUGUUUGUUUGUUUGUUUGUUUGUUUGUUUGUUUGUUUGUUUGUUUGUUUGUUUGUUUGUUUGUUUGUUUGUUUGUUUGUUUGUUUGUUUGUUUGUUUGUUUGUUUGUUUGUUUGUUUGUUUGUUUGUUUGUUUGUUUGUAAAUGGGGAAUGACUUUGUAGACACUUUGGAACUUGAUUUUCAGGCUAGCUUGCAGUCCGAGGAUUAUGGGCGUCAUUUGCUGGAUGUUGAAGAUCUCCUACAAAAACACAGUAUGAUCGAGGCUGAUAUUGCAGCACAAGAAGACAGGAUCAAAGUUGCGGACGAUCAAGCGAACUUGUUCCUUGAAAUGGAACCGGAGGUCGAAGGUACGGAAUUAGCGAAUUGGACAUCGAUCACCGGAAUUCAAUUGUGCUACAGCAAAGAAUUGAAACACUGCGCGUCCUCUAAGACAAGCGUUAAGUCGUCAUGAAAAUAUUUUGUGCACUUAAAUUGGAUAAGACUCGCUACCAAUCCUUGUUGACUCGAUAGCUCAAUGGGUAGAGCGGCUGUCUAAAGUCUACAAAAUCUCAGACAUACUAUGCAGACGAACUACUGUAGCUAGUAAUAAUGCGAUCUAUAUACAGACUCUCGCUUGUGUUUGACCAUUGACUCUCGCGCACUCUCAUCAAAUUUGAGCUGUUGAGCAUUCUUGCUACGUGCGUGGUUAUACCCAGUCAACUUGCAUGCAACUCUUGUUUUUAUUUAACCCUGGGUAUGAGGCUUGAGAAAACCAUAUGUUACCAAAUUGUAGAUGUUGACAUUGACAAAGACCAGAUCAAGGAACACCAAGCAGAGAUGGACUCCUCUUACAAAGAACUCUUAGAUUUGGCUCAAGUGCGUCGUGCCAGGCUGGAAGAAUCGCUCGCUUUACAGAAGUUUUACCGCGAUGUAGAUGAGGAAGAAAUAUGGAUCUCUGAGAAGGACACGUUCCUGUCUUCAACUGAUUAUGGCCGUGAUCUUAACACAACCAUGUUUUUACUUAAAAAACACGAGGUAUUACAUAUUUGUAAGCGUUUUUCACCAGAAUACUGUUGUCUUGGUAUAAUUUCACCUUGGUCACAUUUGAAAAGAGUGCUUCCAGUUCGGCUCUACCAAACACCGUGGAUUUUCUUCGGUUUUUUCCUGUAGUGGUACUGGAUCAGUAAAGGCUAGCUCUUAAGGUCCAUACAGACCGAACGCGAUUCGACAACGCGACGCGAAUUUUCAGUUUUUAAAAACAAAUAAAACCGUCAACGGAUAAAAAUUUUACAAGAUAUGCAGACCAAAUAGCUAAAAUUGCUUAAGUGGUUCCGAAUAUUUAAAAAAACAUAGAAAAAUAUUGAAGUUAAAUGUCAUUGAAAAUUGAAAAUUCGCGUCGCGUUGCCAAAUCGCGUCCGGUCUGUAUGACCUUUACUGUACAUCUUGGAAGAACCAUUUAGAACAGAUAGAAUUAUCUAGCAUAAUGUAGUAAGCUUACUUUAGGUUUCCUCUUGUAAUGACUGCAUACAAAUUAGGGCAGGCCCCUUACUGGACCUGCAAGGAGAACAGUUUAGAAUGGACCAUUUGCAUUAUAGACUAAAUUUUAAUCUAGACAAAAUUUCAUCACAGCUUGAAAGAGCAUCACAAAAUUAGUAAUAUUCCAAAGUUUCGUUGCGAAAUGUUGUAAAAUGCGGAUAAUAUAGCCUUGCGAAGUUUGCAAUUUUCCGUCAUUUUGUAUUACAAACGGGAAAUUGAUGCCCCAACACCCGAUUGGGCUGUCAAUUUCCCGUGCGUAAUACAAAAUGACUGAAAAACGGCAAACUUCGCAAGGCUAUAUUAUCCGCAUUUUACAACAUUUCGCAACGAAACUUUGGACUAUUACUAACUUUGUGAUGCUCUUUCAAGUGGUGAAAUUUUUGUCUAGAUCAAAAUUUAAUCUAUAAUGCAAAUGGCCAUUGUCGGAUUAUAAUCGUCCAAUCCGAUCCGAUGCACACCUCUAGUCUGCAUCGAGUUCUUAAGCUUCUUAUUCUAUUGACUAUAUAUGCUCAAAUUUGGUGUUCAUUUUUGUAACUAAAAGGGUGUCAGGUUUUCAUCGUUUUAGCAACCUUGUAAUUUAGUUUCUUGGUAAAUCAGCUCUCUUUCAGAGACGUUAAGCCAGGUUUUCAUAUUGUCCGUCGUAAUGGUCGUAAAGAUAGAGUCACAAUCUUUCUUAACGGCCAGAUUAUAAUAGUUAUUACCUGUAAACCACAUAUAAAUAUAAGUAUUCUCUAUUAGAGACCUUAAGAUUGACGUUUACGGCAAACGUCGAACCGCUAACGACGUUUUUGAUUUUACAACUCUAUUAUAACAGCUUUUACAGUAGUUUUGAAAUAUAUUAAACAAUUAUUAAACUUGUGGUAUUUAUAGCAAUGAUUUAAAAAGCAAAUUAACCACCACCAUGGGUAAUCUCGUGUUCGUAUUUUAGCCAAUCAGCGCUCAGAAAGGGUUGUCCGAAUAGAAAUCCAUUUUGAUGUAUUCAGUCAAUUAUAUCUUUCGUUAUUCUUUAUGAAACUAGUUGAAAUUUUGUAAUUAUGUUUGCUUAUGAGAACUAUAACUCUGACAAAAAUAUGGAAUCGAAAUAAAAUAUAUUACAGGAGAUAUUCAGCUGUUUUAAUCAUAAAAUGGAUUUCUAUUUGACAACUAGUGCCAGUACUUUUCCGCGUAUCAAGAUCAUCUGGCAGUCAUGUAUUCACCAAAGCAGUAAAUUAAAAUUUUGCGUUUGAAGUUGACGUUUGGCGUAUAAAUUUCAUGCUUUAACGGCUACCAUUAAGCCCUCGUAUAGCCGUUCAAGUAUGAAAUUUAUACGUCAACUUCAAACAGUAAAUCUUAAGGUUACAGGACACCCUUUUUGGCGUUUUGCGGAAAGUCGCUAUUGCGCGCUCAAUAUAAGUCCGAUUUUUAUCAAAUUUUCAUCAAAUGUUCUCCAGUGCAUGCAAAGUAUGGUAAAAGUUGUAAAAUUAACAAACAAUAAAAUAAUGUAAGAAUUAUUCGGGAAAAUCUUAGAUCGCGGUACCUUUACGCUUUUGAGUUGUGCUCUUGCUGGUUUUAAGUUAUAUUUAUGAAAAUAUCAUUUUUAUACAGUAAAAUAGUUGUUCUAAAAAAUUGUGUUCGGAAAUUUUUGUUUAUUUCGUCAUUCCGCUGAUAUGGCGAUUUCUUUGACGACUGCAAUAUAUUUCUGAAUUCUUUGCGUGAAUUGCCCUUUAUUUUUAAAAUAUCCAACAUUAAAAAAAAAGCCGAACACAAUUUUGAAACUGACGUAUUUAGCUAUGUCCUGUGAAAAUUUGAGAAAAAAAUUGAAUUUGAAUAUUACAUUUUCAAUGUUUUUCUUAUUGCAGCGAAAUGUAUUUUACUAAAUAACUCUGCGAGUUUUCAACAUUUUUCGUUCAAACUUGGUCAGAUAGUAGAACUAGUCUAAUGCUUUCAUUGAAACCAAUAAAAAAAUUUUAGGCAAAAUUAACACUCAAAGGUAUUCUGUAACCUUAAUUUACUGCUUUGGUGAAUACGUGACUAAGUGGUUAAUUUGCUUUCUUAAAUCAUUGCUAAAUAGCACAAGUUUAAUAAUUCUUUAAUAUAUUUCAAAACUGGUAUAAAAGCUGUUAUAAUAAAGUGGUAAAAUUAAAAACUUCGUUAGCGGUUUGACGUUUACCGUAAACGUCAAUCUUAAGGUCUCUAUAUGUAGUAUUUAAAACACGAGAAGGAAUGUUUUAUCAUAUUUAAAACGCGAGGCGCAGCCGAGCGUUUUAGAUAUGAUAAAACGCGAGUUCGAGUGUUUUUAAUUAGGAUGAACAAUUAUAUAAUCAUACUAAUUAGGAUGAACAAUUAUAUAAAGAAUACUAAUGAAGAUGAGUUUUAUCAGAGAUAAAGUCACUCCACGUGACAUAUUAUGGCUGACAUGAUUUGCCACAAAGUUUAUGAAUUUUUAAUGAGUAUUUUAAUUAUAAUCACUCUACCUAUUAUCAGUGUUAAACUGUUGUAUUUCAGCUGUUGAGAAAGGUCGUGACUCAAUAUUUACGACCAUAUAUGGAAACCAGGAACAAUUGGGAGAGAGAUUCACGUCCCCUAGUGUUUGCCACUAGUCGAACUCAUGAUUUCUUUCCGUUCAGGUGUCAUCGUACGUGACGAGUUUGUUGUUCAGUCUUUGUGAAGAGAUAAACCGUGUGGGAGGCCACGCUGUAGACAGGUAGUUCUUUGUCAUAUUCUUAGAGCAUAACAGAAAUACCUCCGGAGUAAAGCGGGGCCGGAGGGUACACACCCUCUUCCUUUGAAAGGGUGGCUGGCAUUCACCAAUUAUCACAUAAAUUCCCAGCUGUUAGCGACCCUUACGGCCGAGACACACCGGACGCGAUUCGACAACGCGGUGCGAUUUUUUAGUUUUUGAAAGUUAAUAAGACAGCCAAUGAAAGGAAAGUUAGUAAAUUUUAAAAGAUAUGUAGAUCAAAUAACUCAAAAUGUUAUAGCUCUUCUAAAUAUUUAUAGCGCUUCCAAAACCUUAACCAGGAUCCAAGUUAUUGGUCAGUGAAAACUAUUGUCCAUUGUACGAAAAAUAAUACAGUUUAAAGAUUGUGGUUAACACGUAGGGUUUAUGAGAGAAACGUUCUACCAACCCAAUAGACCUUUCCCCUUUUGAGUGAAAUUUUGUUCUAGACAAGUCUGGACAAAAAUUUCAUCACAGCUUGAAAGAGCAUCACAAAAUUAGUAAUAUUCCGAAGUUUCGUUGCGAAAUGUUGUAAAAUUCGGAUAAUAUAGCCCUGCGAAGUUUGCCGUUUUUCAGUCAUUUUGCAUUACAAACGGGAAAUUGAUAAUCAGAUGAUGAAACUGAUUAUCAAUUUCCCAUUUGUAAUACAAAAUGACUGGAAAACGGCAAACUUCGCAAGGCUAUAUUAUCCGAAUUUUACAACAUUUCGCAACGAAACUUUGGAAUAUUACUAAUUUUGUGAUGCUCUUUCAAGCUGUGAUGAAAUUUUUGUCUAGACUUGUCUAGAUCAAAAUUUCACUCAUAAGGGUAAAGGUCUAUUGAAAGUAGCAGUUGUUCCAGCUUAAAAUGUAAGCGUGGUAUACAAGACGUGAUAAUCUGUACGUUGCUGUUGUAAACAGGGCAACGGCGGCGUCUAAAAUUACCGUGGGAUUUUAAUUGUAAAUUUCUGAUCAUUUUCUUGCAUUAAUAUGAUAUCAAUAUCCGUCCUCGUUGCACUUUUAUCCCGCUUGUCGAGGUUCUUAGUAACAGUAUAGUUCUUUAUCAUUUUGAAAGUGUAGAAUUUAAGGCUGUUUCUUGUCACGUUCCCGUACUAGAUAAGGCCGUGGUUAAGUUCGCUUUUGACAUUCUUCUGUGGUGGGUCAAGGGUGAAAAUGAGCACAGUUCCUUGAACUAUACCAGUUAAUCUUAUUGAUCCACCCCUGAUUUGGACCUCCCCCCUGACCAAAAAAAUGGGGUAGGACGUACUCGUGUUCGAUCCUCACACUGAUUGACAUUUCAUUUCACCAUAAUAUUGUAAUAUUUUUUUAAAGUUUGUUCGUUCACUGCAACCAUGUAUAUAUCAAUCAUGUUUCGCUCGCUACUCUGGUUUAAAUAAAUGAUUACAAAGCCCAGUCGAAUUGUAAUCAAGACCCAACGUUUCGACACUCCAGUUUAGUGUCUUCAUCAGGGGUGAUCUAAAGUUACAAUCGUGGCUUCUUAUAUACUCAAGGGAUGACGUCACAUCCCUUGGGUAUUUAAGAAGCCACGAUUGCAAUUUUAGAUCACCCCUGAUGAAGACACUAGACUGAAGUGUCGAAACGUUGGGUCUUGAUUACAAUUCGACUGGGCUUUGUAAUCAUUUAUUUAAACCAGAGUAGCGAGCGAAACAUGAAUAUUUUUUAUGUAAUAUUUUUUUAUUUGAUAAAUAUUUGUUUUUCUUCUCAGAUCAAUUUUACGUGACUUAGUUCGUGGAUUGAGUGAGGAUGUGUUGAAAUGUUAUGAAAACCUUUUGGCACGUUACAAGAAAGACAAAGAUGUCAUUGAUCAAAAUCGAGCACUGCAAGCCAUAUUUGAUUUCAAGUUUUUGUCUUCGGUGUUCGGUGAUCGUUCAAAAACCGAGGUAGGAUAUCUUCUACAAACUUAUCUGUCUUUAUUUGGUUAGUGCAUGUUCCGUUUACCUCUGUGACCAAUCAUUCAUUCAUACAAUAUACAGUUAUCUGUUAAUAUUACUACUGUACGUCUAAGUCUGCUUAUAUUUUCAGUUGUAUGUAUAUCUUCCACAGCUGUUUGUCUUUUAUUCUAAAAGCUCACUCACACUCAUUACACUCAAAGAGUGGAGGUUCAAUCUGAGCUUCCCUUGAGCAUGUCAGUGCUGUUUUCGAAUAGCUGGAGGGUGAGUAGUCACAUAUAGUAAGGUACGAUACUAACUCUCCAGCUAUUCAAAAGCAGCACUGACACUCAAGGGGAACUCGAAUUGAACCUCCACUCUUUGAGUUUUAGAAUACAGGCAUAAAUAAAAUUAAUUUAGAAAAUUUAGAACUGAUAGAACUUUCCAGUUUAAAUAAAGUUAGUUUAGAUUAGGUUUCCUCCUGUGGUAACACUGGAUCAAUAAGAGAUGAUCCUUACUGGACCUCUAGCGGGAACAGUUUAGUAGUAACACUGUAGUAACAAUGGAUCAAUAAAUGAUGACCCAUAUUUGGUCUCUAGGGAGAACAGUUUAGGACUGAUGGAACUAUCCAGUAUAAAGUUCGUUCAGUUACAGUAAGAACUGAUACAGUUUUCAUACGCAAUUGUAAAGUUCUAUGUUUUGUUUUCAGGAUAAUAAUAGUUCUUACAAAUCAAGAUUUGAAAAAAUUGUUGAAGAAUUGGAGGAUAUUGUGGAUCCAUUUGAUUUAAAUGUUUUCUCUCCUUAUAUCAGCAGUAACCUGAAUAAACAUCUGCAACGAUGUGGGGUGGGUAUAAUGCACACAUGUUAACAUAUUACAUUAUUAGCACAUACCAUACUUUUCUGGUUACGAUACCAUGCCAUACCUUACUAUGUAUUACCAUACCAUGCUAUCCCACCAUUCCGCACCAUACCACAUCACAAUGUACCACACCAAGGCAUACCACACUGUACCAUACCAUACCAUACCAUUUCAUUCCGGACCAUACCAAACCACACCAUACCAUACCACAUCAUACCAUACCACAUCAUAACCAUUCUGGACCAUACCAUUCCAGACCAUAUCACACCAUAUUACUCCAUACUAUACCAUGCACCACCAUACCACACCACACUGUACCACACCAUAGCAUUCUGGACCAUACCGUACCAUAUCAUACCAUACCAUACUAUGCCCCGCCAUACCACACCAGUCACCCCAAUGUACCACACCGUACCACACAAUACCACUAUUCAUCAAAUCGCUAACCAACUCUCUGUUUCCCUUUGUUCCCUAAGGUUCUGUUUGGUGUCCUCCUAAGUAUUGACAAACAUUCCCAGUUCUAUGGCAUGCCUCAGAGACCAGGCAGAGGACCUCAGGACCAACACAAUGUCAUGCCUAUUGCUAUCAACCCAGUGAGGUUUACACUGCUACCGCUCAGUUCACAUCAUACGGAGAAAAGUGAAACACAAAAUACAAAGGUAAAUAUUGGGUAGUAUAGUGGCUAGUUUACGUUAUCAAAAUUUCUUAGAACGAAAUACGAUUUUAUCGAAGUGUGUGAAGUUCAAACUUAAGCGUUAAUGUGCCUUUCACCCUUGUCCAGGAUUCAUUUUCUGCAUUAAGUAGUUGUCUGAUCAUAAUUUCGCCUCGGUCGCAUGUGUGAGAAGUGCUUCCAGUUUGACUCUACCAAACACUGUAGGUUUUCUCUAGGUACUAUAUGGCAUGGCUGGAUUUUGAGGGGAGGUGUGUGGAGGUGCGCACCUCCCCAGAGAUUGUUUUGCACCUCCCCAUAGAUUUGUUGCGCCUCCCCUGAAACGUCAUGCACCUCCGCUUGGGAAAGGUUUAAUGAUAGAUCAAAGUGAAAAUGUUUCUGCGUUGCUUAGAGUCUACACUUGAACUAUCCGUAUCAAGUGCCCUUUGAUGGAAUAUUUCGAAAUAAACUUUGUAGUAAUGUAAUGAAGAGCAAUAUUGGAUGAGUCCUACAGUCGUAAUUCAUAAAUACAGUGAUACAUAUGUAUAUGUACUGUAGCCGCCUAUUAAAGUCAACUACAUGCAUACAUCAUAUAGUUGACUUUAAUAGGGGGGGGGGGGGCUACAUUCUAAGUCCUAACAUUCCAUGGGGGCCGUGAGCUAGACGCUGCACCUCCCCUAAAUAUAUUUCCACCUUCCCCAGCAUUUCCACCCAAAUCCAGCCUUGCUAUAUGGUUUCCUCCUGUGUUAACCUUGGAUCAAUAAGGAAUGACCCAGACUGGACCUAGCGAGAACAGUUUAGAACUGAUAGAUCUUUUCAGUUUAAAUAGAAUUAGUUUAGUUUAAUUUAGUUUAGGUUUUAUCCUGUAAUAAAACUGGACCAAUAAGAGAUGAUCCUUGCUGGACCUCUAGGAAGAACAGUUUGGAACUGAUAGAGCUAUCCACUAUAAAUAAAGUUAGUUUAGUUUAGGUUUCUUCCUGUGGUAACACUGGAUCAAUAAGAGAUGAUUCUUACCGGACCCCCAGAAAGAACAUUUUAGAACUGAUAGAGCUGUCCAGUAUAAAUAAAGCUAGUUUAGAUGUCCUCCUGUUGUAACAUUGGAUCAAUAAAAGAUGACCCUUACUGGACCUAUAGGUACAGUAUACAUGUAGAACAGUUUAGAACUGAUAGAGUUGUCCGGUAUGAAUAAAGUUAGUUUAGUCUAGGUUUCCUUGUAAUUAUUCGUUUUUUUCUUUCCCAGCACACGGAGACUGACGAAAAUACGAACAAAAUGACAUGCAAUGUUCCGUUUUAUAAACACCAAGAAUUCUUAAUGAAUGAAAUACUAUUAGAUACUGCCAGCCAAGAAAGUUGACAAGAUCAUGCAUAAGGUACUUAAUUGUGUAAAAAAUUAGUAAUAUUUGUAUAAUCUGUAUAUAGAGUAUACAGCAAUCAGGUCUUGACACCAGUCAAUGUGCGAAAAGAUUGAUCACUCGGCCAAACUAUACUCUGGUUAUGAUUUUAGCCAGAGUAAAGGUUAAUUCCCAACAGGGUUGCCCACCUUACAUAGUCUGCAUGGUAAACUUAAUCAGGAAGUAAAUCCUGGUUACAUGUUGUUCAAAGAUAAAUGGGAUGAUCAGCAAUUUAAUCCAAGUAUUUUUAGAAUGUAUCAAUAUUAAAGGUUUUUCCAUCGGACAGACAUUUCAACUGUAUGUAGUAUUUAAGACCUAACCGUGGAAGAGACAGGAAUCGAACCUACGGCCCUGUGAUUCCAGUGCAGCUACAGAGACCAGUUGUCGAGCUCGUGCGGAUAAACUACAAAAACUACAAAAUCGUGCCGCAAGAGUACUGACGUCAUCCAGUUAUGAUACAAAUGCCGAUUAUCUGUUUGAAAUACUUGGUUGGAAAAAUCUUGCAUCUCAGCGUAAGAUCGCCAAAGCUAUCAUGGUAUAUAAAUCUGUGAAUGGCCUUGCACCAGAUUACCUCUCCGAAAUGUUUGUUGAUCGCAGUAACAUUACAAAUUAUACGCUGAGAGACACCACCGGCAAACUUGCGAUACCACAACCGCGUACAAACUAUUUGAAAAAUAGUUUUAGUCAUACAGUGGUGCGGUACUGUGGAAUUCUCCUCCUACAGAAUUACGGCAGGCUAUAGCUCUUUACGUAAAUUCAAGGCUGAUUGUAGCAACUUCAUUCGAUAAUUUUAAUAUUUUUACUCCUAUCUACAUUAUUUUAAUAAUGCACGGCACUCAUGGAAAACAGGUAUUAAUAAUGUAUUUCCAUAUAUUUUGUUAUUUGUAAUGUCCCUUGUCUAUUUUAUUGUAAAUCCUGAUGAGUCUACCGUGGUUAAAUAAAGUUCACUUACUUAC
Paramuricea clavata is the source of this 14426-nucleotide messenger RNA. Lineage: Eukaryota; Metazoa; Cnidaria; Anthozoa; Malacalcyonacea; Plexauridae. The record is from the annotation of a GenBank genome assembly.